This is a messenger RNA of Lynx canadensis (Canada lynx), 1890 nucleotides long. Its product is annotated as 40S ribosomal protein S15-like. Gene Ontology annotation, molecular function: structural constituent of ribosome. The record is from RefSeq and is a predicted model, not a curated record. Gene Ontology annotation, biological process: translation; ribosomal small subunit assembly. Gene Ontology annotation, cellular component: ribosome; cytosolic small ribosomal subunit. Lineage: Eukaryota; Metazoa; Chordata; Mammalia; Carnivora; Felidae.
ACCAUGACCUGAGCCAAAGUCAGACGCUUAACCGAGCCACCCAGGCGCCCCCAGGUUAGUUUUAAUGUAUAGUUGUGAUUCUAACAUCAGAAACCUUCACUGCAUUCUUACUCAUUUUCAAAUUAUAUGGAGAUCAUUCUGCCUUAAAUUGACAGCAUAUCAUACUUUACCUUAAUUAUCUUUCCAGCUGUCUCUCCUGUUGUUUCGUUAUAGUAAAGGUUUUCAACCUUUACUGUAUAUCCAUAUCAUCUAAGAAGAUUAUUUUAAUACCUGAACUGCAAAGAUUCCAGUUCCCAGUAAGAUGAGGAAAUCAGGAAUAUGACUGAGCCACCCAGGCAUUCCCAGAAAGACUAGAAUUUUAAAUAACACUGAAGUGGGGGCAGAUUUCCAGUUUUCCUCUGGUGUUCCUUAACCUAGAUUAAGGCCACUUAAAAAUUAGAAGUUGUUGCUGAGGCAUGACUAAGAGAGUUCAAAGAAAAGCCUUAUAUUUUUGGCUUGAGGAAGAAGGAAGGGGACUACUAACACUCAGAAACAGUGAAAGAAAUCCCCAGUUUUCUUUUUCUUUUCUCCUUUCUCUUAUGGCCCAGUCUGCAUACAGUCCUGCAGGGGUAAAAAUCACAGCAGCAUAUGGAGCCCAUAUGCACCUAAAACUCUGAAAGUAGGAAACCUUCUCUUCUGGAAUAUAGGACUCAGAAAGUGUAGGGCAACUUGUGUUACAUGUUUCUUUUUCUGUCUUUUGUGCUUGACACUGCAGAAAGAUGCAGUUGUGUGAUAUGUACUCCAGAGUUGGGUAACUAAAGCCCUAGCUUUCUGCCAAAGAACCAAAAACAGGAAUUCUGGGGAACUAAAAGUUGCAAAGGGAAAAUCUAGGGAAAACAACCUUAUAUAAAGUUGUUUAUGAAUUUUAGAUCUCACUCCUGAGUUGAGCAUUUAAGGAUUUGAUCCUAAACAGCAUACCCAAGACUGACAACUGAACUAAGAGGUAGACUGGCCCCCAGUUUCCAAGCCAGCCACUCAGUGUCUCCUACACAGAAUAUUUUAAUAUCACUGCAAAACUUUAAAAAUGGAACUGAUACUGAAACUGCAACCACAAAAGACUGACUAGAAUUUAUAGUUGUUACAACCAGGUUGAUUGCCUGCUAAAACAAAAAUAUUAACAUUCUCCAUAGGAUAUAAACAUGACCCAGAGUUUUAUAGUAUUUUUAAAUGCCUAGGAAAUAAUCCAAAAUUAGUCAGUAUAUGAAGAACCAGGAAAAUUUUUAACUCUCAUAGGAAAAAAAAGAACAGAUGCCAUUGCUAGGAUGACACAGAUGUUGAAAUUAUCUGACAAGAUUCUGAAGCAGGUAUAUAAAAUUGCUUCAGAAAAAAAGGCUGACAAGAUGGCAGAAGUAGAGCAGAAGAAGCGCACCUUCCAUAAGUUCUCAUACCACGGUGUGGAUCUAGACCAGCUGCUGGACGCGUCUUACAAGCCGUUGAUGCAGCAGUAUGGGGCUGUGCAGUGGUGGCAGCUGAACGGGAGUUUGCAGAGGAAGCCUCAGAAGGAUGCUCUCCCCAUGGAGAAGUCCGAGGUGGUUAAGAAGCACCUGUGGAACAUGAUCAUCCUGCCCAAGGUGGUGGGCAGUGUGGUGGCUGUCUACAAUGCCAAGACCUUCAACCAGGUGGAAAUUAAGCCCAAGGUGAUUGACCACUACCUGGGCAAGUUCUUCACCACCUACAAGCCUUUGAAGCAGGACAGGCCCAGCAUCUGGGCCACCUACUCCUCCUGUUUCAUCUCUCCCAAGUAGCCUGUUUAGCCAAUAAAGACACAGACUUCUCUAGUCAAAAAAAAGAAAAAAGAAAACUCCAGGAACCAAGAGCAUACAUUCUUGAAAAGAACAGAAAUUUAGAAAA